AUGCGCCCCUCCCUAAUCCGCCUCGCCCUCCCGCGCCCGCCCUCUGAGGCUCAGCGCCGAGCCAAGUCGUCCAUGGGUGCCACGAUCGGGUCCUUCCUCGCCGUCCUCGGCGUCGGCAUCGGCGGCUUCUUCGUCAUGAAGCAGCGCAACGUCGAGAAGGCGCGCUUGCAGUACGCCGACCGCAGGGUCAAGACGGGCGCGCUCUCGCAGAUGCAGGGCGGCGAGAAGAUUCAGUGAGGCGACGAGCCGGGCAAGAGCGGGCGCAGGAGGGAGCGCGAGCGAGGACGUUCUCGAGCGGGCAGCCGCGCAUGUUGUACAGCCUUUGUAGCCUUACGCAAAGUACCUACUUCGCACU
This is a messenger RNA of Rhodotorula graminis WP1, 355 nucleotides long. RefSeq lists its product as uncharacterized. The coding region runs from base 1 to 237 and encodes 78 amino acids. Lineage: Eukaryota; Fungi; Basidiomycota; Microbotryomycetes; Sporidiobolales; Sporidiobolaceae. The transcript has 4 exons. The record is from RefSeq and is a predicted model, not a curated record.